AUGGGUCAGGAUGCCGGCGGCGAACAUUCCGCGGGUCGGGAAAUACAUUACGGUGGCUCGACAGACGAGGAGUUUGAAGGAAGCGACCGACGACCCGCGGGUCAGGAGCUCGAAGGCGUUGACCGCCCUGUGGGUCAGAAAGUCAACAUUAACCCCUGUCCCAGGAGUCGGGAUAUCGGCGGGCAAUUUUCCAUGAGCCAGGAAGUCAAGGGCGUUGACCGCCCCGUGGGUCAGCAGCUCGACGCCGUCGUUGAUCGCUUCCUCGCCGUGCUGGCCGAGGAGGUGCGCCAGGCGCUGUUGCUGACAUCCGGCCAUGGGCGGGGCCCAGCUGUGGCGUCCUUCUACCGCGUGGACUUCGUUGCCGAGUCUGUGGAGAAGAUCUGCGGCACUUGCAUGUCGUGCCUGCGGGAGAUCGGGGUGGAUGGCGAGGACGACCGGCGCCAUAUGCACUGGUACCUGACCUGCAUGCUGGACUGCACGCCCGCCAACGGCGGCGUGCACAACAGGGUCGGGCCAAACGACCUGCGGGCCAAGAUACGCGAAAACCGCCACCGUCAAUGGGCGCCCAGCUUCGAGAUCGACGAUGCAGACAUUGACCAAGGGGGGGCGAUUGGAGCGGGCAUGACCUUCAGCGCCAGGUGGAGGGGGAGGCGUGUCGCCGUCAAGUGGUACCGCGUCUCGGACCUUGAGGCCCGCGCCGAGUUUCUGGCAGAGGCUGAGGCGCACGCGCUGAUGUGCUGCCCCAACGUGGUGGCGUGCUGGGGCUUUGCGCGCUCGGGCGCCGCGCACGCCAAAGUGGUUGAGCUGGCUGACCGCAGCUUGGCCGAAUUCUGUGGGACGUGCAGCAGCGACCAGGGCUGGAAGUUGGCUGUGAAGCUUGCGGCGGGGGCGGCUUGUGGGCUGCGGCAGCUGCACGACGCCGGGGUGGUGCACCGCGACGUGAAGCCGCGCAGCUUUUUGAUGUUUGAGGGCGACGACGGCGCGGGCCCGAGGGAGCUGGCCGGUUUUGGCGGGCGCGUCGUGAAGGUCGCCGAUUUUGGGCUGGCGUUGGCAAAGGCGGAGAUGCAUGGUGGCUGCGUGCGCAGCCCGUGGUACAUGGCUCCCGAAGUCUACGCCAGCUUCGAGCACACCUUCGCCUCCGACGUGUUCAGCUUUGGGGUCGUUCUGUUCGAGCUGGUGGGGAACGGGCCGCCCUACGAAGGUGAUUGGAACAUUGAGGAAUUGUUGCACCGAAAGAGGAGCGGCGUGGUGCCUUGCCGGGUGGACGCGGGAGAAAUCCCGCCGGAGCUAUGGACUUUGAUGGCGCGGUGCAUCCAUCCCGAUCCAGACGGACGGCCGAAGAUGAGCGAGGUGGAGGAGCAGCUUCAGGCCGUGUGCGAACAUGGCGAUUCAGGGCCAUCUUCAGCAGCCAACUUGAGCGUCCCACAGGCGUCGCCAGAGACGGAUACCUUAAUAGCGGACCUUGAAGGGCACUGCCAGGAUAUUGCAGAAAUGACCAGGAACGUGCGAGGAGAUCCAUUGUGCCACGUGGAUGGCGUUGAGGCACUGUCCCCACCGCCAGAGGCUUCCCCGAUUCAGCGGGAAGCCGUCGCGAAUCUGCAUGUGGUAGCUGCCCAAAUUCCGCCGGAAGUCGUGGCAAAUCUGCGCGUGGUAGCUGCUGCGAACGUGCCAGUGGGAGAAGCCACGAAUCCACUGAGUACGGGAGCUGCUGCGGAUCUCCCUGCGGCAGCUGCAGGGAAACUGCCGCCUACGGAAGCUGUUGCGAAUCUACCAUUGGAAGUUGCCGCGAAUCUUCUGCAUGCGGAGGCUGCCAUGAUUCGCUUUGUGGCAGCUGCCGCGAAUCUGAUGAGUUUGAGCUCUAAGGAGGCCAUGCGCCUUGCUUCGUCCCUCCUGAGGGGUUACGUGAGCGGGACGACAUUUUUCAGGGCGGAUGUUGAUGACGUCAUCAGCGUGGUGGACGUGCUGAGAGCGGCGGAAAUCGAAAUGAGGGAGGCCAACAAUGUUCUCCAAAUGAUGCGCGACCGGCAAUCAGUACUGGCUACGAACUUGGAUGCCUCCAGGCGACCGGCGCAGAAGCUUCUGGAAGCUGUCCAAAGGGGCUCGCCGUUGGACGGGACAAAGUGCAAUGUACUGUCUCAGAUUCAGGCAGACGCUUUUUCUGUCAUCGAGGGUCGGUUGGCGUUUUGGCGGGCAUUGGAGACUGACCCGAGCGCCAUCAGAAUAUUUGAGAACAGGCUACUGAGGAAGGCGGCGAAGGCAGCGGUGACUAACGGCUCGAUGACUAAUCGGUCCAUGACAAACGAUCCCGCGCUGCUCAUUGGAGCUCGCGUGACAUCCUUGGUGCCUGGCGACGCAGCCGCGUCAUUUAGAGUCAUUGUAUCAAGCCUGCACUGCUUCACCGAGGGUGCGUUCCUCAUCAGGAUCUGCGACGAAUUACGUAACGACGAGUUAAUUGCGCCGUACUCUCCGGAUCUGACAUCACUAUCCAUCAGCAUCACGGAGAAUGUGACCCCAUACGAGGCCUUCCCGGCGGGUCCGCCCUCUGGAGCAGGAGCGGGGUGCCCCGACGACGAAGGUCCAAGUUGCGGCGACGCCAGGAAUUCGACAUUGGACAGGGUCAACGGAGAGUCAACGCUCGGCGCCGCAAGCGAGUUUUCAGCGUCUGACCAAGUCCACGAAAAUUCAUGCGAGCCUGGUGGCCAAGACCUGAGCCCAGAGGAGAUCGAGCCCUGCCGAGAGAUCUCCUUCGAGCUGCCCUUGAUAGAUCAAAGAGAAGACCGACGCAGGGCCUCUUCCGCUCACAGCAACGAGUCCUUCCUCGGCCCCUUCCCGCGGAGCGCGUCGCAGUGCAGCGCACCAGCGCCCGAUCCCCCUGGAUCCACAUGGAGCCCUUCGUUGCGUGAUCCGCACGGAUCAACAUGGAGUCCGUGCGACUCCCCGGAUCCCCAAGCGCCCGCAGCCGUCUACGGGGGAUGGAUUUUGGCAUGCGAUGUCCCCGUGGAUUCAUGUGAAUCUCCCCCAUGCGCGUUGAAUCGGGAGGAGCUGGUCAGGGCGGCGGAAUUGACGGAAAUUGCGCGGGACUUAAAGUACGAAGGGAAGUUACACGAGGCCCGGGAGGCCCUGCAGGAAGCGCUGGAUAUUUUAAUUUCGGAACUUGGCGAGAAUCACAUGGAAGUUGCGGCGUGCCUGCACAGGCUGGCGGGCGUUUUUUCAUCCCUGGGGGAUUUUUCGGCUGCGGAAAAAAGCUACAGGCGCUCCCUGGUCGCCAAAUUGAAGUGCUUGGAAGGGCACAGCCCGAGCAUAGCCGAUUCCCUGGGCGGCUUGGGCGUCGCUUUGCAGAAGCAGGGGAAGCUUCUGGAAGCGGAGGAGUGCCACCGACGGGCCUUGGAACACAGGCGAAUGUGCCUCAGCCGCGAUGACGUCAGCUUUGCCAAGACUUUCAACAAUUUGGGAAAAGUGCUUUACGUCAAGGGCAGGCUGGCGGACGCCGAGUUCUGUUACGUUCGGGCGUUACGCAUCCAGAUCUGGAGUUACGGCGAGGGCCACCCCCGCGUGGCGGACUCCCUAAACAAUUUGGCGGCGGUUUUCGAAAGAAUGGGCAAGCUGGACGAGGCCGAGGAGGGCCACCUUAGGGCCCUAAAAAUUAGGAGGGAUGUUUUAGGUAGGAAUCACCCUGAGGUGGCCUCCAGCCUGAAGAGUCUGGCGUCGGUUCAGGGGAGGCAGGGGCGGUUGGCUGACGCCCAGGCGUCGCUCGAAGCGGCGGCUGACAUUCUGGAAGCGUCGUUUGGGGGGCGGCACCCGACGGUUGAGCAGACCCGCAGAGCGCUCAGGGAAGUGAGGUCGAGAAGGAGGAACCCCUUGGCGCGCAUCUGGGCGAGGGUGGGGAGAGGAGAUCCUAAGGGAACAGGGGGGUGGUCGCGGAGGCCUUCUGGCAGGCGCUCGUCGCUGGCGUGA
This is a messenger RNA of Ostreobium quekettii, 3954 nucleotides long. NCBI's taxonomy places the organism in Eukaryota, Viridiplantae, Chlorophyta, Ulvophyceae, Bryopsidales, Ostreobiaceae. The record is from the annotation of a GenBank genome assembly.